UUCAUUUGUUUACAAAAUAAUUCUUUCAUGUGGGAUCGUCGGAUCAAUAAUUCAACCACCAAUUCCAUCGACCAAAAAGUUUGUCAAAUCAUAAAAAUGAGAAACUUGUUAAACUCAGUCAUCGGGUGAAGCACACAGCAACGAUUUUACCAGAACUGCCUCAGGUCUCGCAUCGCUAUCUUCAGAAAAGGAAAAAGGAAUCAAUUGUACGUUCUCUGUUACAUUUGACUCCAACAGAUAUUGCUUAUUCGUUUGAUUACUGAGACAUAUAUGUUAGCUACACUAUGGGGUCUGCGAGUAUAUUAGCAAGUGGACAAGCAAAGCAGCCGGUUUUCUCCUUCGGAGUUAUUUCUGAUGUCCAAUAUGCUGAUAUUCCUGACGGGUACUCAUUCCAUGGCACCCCUCGAUUUUAUCGACAUAGCAUUCAAAUACUACAAAGGGCUGUAGAGAAAUGGAACAGCCAUGGGAAGCUUAAAUUUGUGAUUGACUUUGGUGAUAUUGUUGACGGAAAAUGCCCUCGAGAUAAUUCUCUAACUGCUGUUAAGAAAGUAACUGGUGAAUAUAAGAAGUUCAAUGGCCCAGUCUAUCACAUGAUCGGUAAUCACUGCCUCUACAACCUUCCCCGUGAAAAAUUGCUCCCAUUGUUGCACAUUUCAAAUCCUAAUGGUCUUGCUUACUACGAUUUUUCACCGAGUCCAGACUAUAGAAUUGUUAUUCUCGAUGGCUAUGAUAUCAGUGCCAUUGGAUGGCCUGAAAGCCAUCCCAAAACGUUACAGGCAUUAGAGUUUCUCGAGAAGAAGAACCCGAAUUUAGAGAAGAACAGCCCUGAGGGACUUGUUGGACUGGAACGGAGGUUCCUUAUGUAUAAUGGAGCUGUUGGAGAAGAACAAUUAGAAUGGCUGGAUGGCAUACUUCAGGAUGCAACUAAGUUAAAGCAGAAAGUGAUUGUUGGUUGCCAUCUGCCUUUAGAUCCUGGUGCAUCAUAUCGAGAAGCGCUUCUCUGGAAUUACGGAGAAGUAAUGUCUGUGAUAUACCAGUAUAAUUGCGUGAAGGUUUGCUUUUCUGGACAUGAUCACAAAGGUGGCCAUUCAGUUGAUUCCCACGGAAUACACCACAGGUCCUUUGAAGCAGCACUGGAGUGUCCUCCUGGUACGGAUGCAUUCGGAUACGUUGAUGUUUAUGACGACAGGUUAGUGCUUUUCGGUACUGAUAGAAUGGAGAGCACCGUCAUGUGCUUUAAACACUGAGUGUACGCUUAUCUAAACAUCAUUGUGAUAGUUUCCGGUUAAUUAUUUCAAAAUCCAUAUUGCAAUGCAUACUUGCGUUCAUAUGGUGCUCUGUCUAGAGCUUCAUUAUUGUUUGUAAUCAUCUACCUAUUGAGAAACUCUUAAGUGAAUCAAGUCCAAAUUUACGAACCAUCCAUUUAAAGUGUAA
Mercurialis annua (annual mercury) is the source of this 1434-nucleotide messenger RNA. RefSeq names its product manganese-dependent ADP-ribose/CDP-alcohol diphosphatase. NCBI's taxonomy places the organism in Eukaryota, Viridiplantae, Streptophyta, Magnoliopsida, Malpighiales, Euphorbiaceae. Bases 285 to 1247 code for a protein of 320 amino acids. The record is from RefSeq and is a predicted model, not a curated record. Gene Ontology annotation, molecular function: manganese ion binding; 2',3'-cyclic-nucleotide 2'-phosphodiesterase activity; CDP-glycerol diphosphatase activity. The transcript is spliced from 2 exons.